AUGUUGCGAACACCGCUACGGUCAGCGAGGCUGUUGGGUGGUAGGCCCAUGGUGGCUACCGCCGCACGUCAAUGGCCCUCUGCUGCGUCUACGCGACAGGCUGCUCUUCUGUCCAAGAGAGGCUAUGCCGAUCAGAAGAAGCCCGAGGGCGAUAUCCCCAAGCCCAUCGUCCUCCCGACCACCGAAACCAAGACGUCGGAGCGCAGUGCCUCGAUCCCCUCCAUCGGCAACGAGUCCAACCCCCCUACUAUUGAGAAGCUCCCCCAGACGCCCCCGACGCCCAACGAGGUGAUGGACGAGAAGCCUGCCGCCCACGCCAUCCCGGCUUCUCCUCCCCCUCCGCCGAAGAAGGGCUUCUUUCGCCGCCUCAGGAACUUUGUCUUCACCCUCAUGGUCCUGGGAGCCGUCGGAUUCAGCGGAGGUGUGUGGUACUCACGCGUCAACGACAACUUCCACGACUUUUUCGUCGAGUACGUCCCCUUCGGCGAGCCGGUGGUGCUGUUCCUUGAGGAGAGGGAGUUCCGCAAGCGGUUCCCCCAGAACCCCCAGAGCCAACCCCGCCACAACACCAACGAGCAGGUCAAGCUGAUCCCCGCCCAGAGCGGUGCGUCGUGGAGGGUGGCCACUAGCGACCCCAAUCCCCGCCAGUCCAUCGCCAGCUCCAAAGAGUCUGCCGCCAAGAAGGCCACUCUCGCUCCCCCCAAAGAGGAGCCCAAAUCCAAGGCCGCCCCCGUGUCUAGCAAGUCCAAGCCUGCUGCUUCUGCUGCCGCCGCCGCUCCUGCCAAGGCCCCCGAGGUCAACGAGCCAUCCAGGGCCGCUCCUCUGAAACCCAUUGACCUCCUGGAUCUGGAGAAGGCUCGCGAGCCCGUCAUCCAGGACCUAGUGCACAUGGUGAACGACCUGAUCCUCGUCAUCAACGCCGAUGGCGCUCACGGAAAGUACGGCUCGACCAUCAACAAGGCCAAGAACGAUAUUGUCAAGGUUGGCGGCAAGCUGGAUGCUCUCCGGGCGGAGAUUGAGAAGCAGUCGGCCGCCGAGGUGCGGGAGAAGGUGGCCGAGUUCGACAAGGCGGCCACGGACCUCGUGUCGCGCGUGGAGAAGGCCAUGAUCAACCAAGAGCUCGACUGGCGCCAGGAGUUCGAGACGGAGAUGAAGAAGGUGCGCGAGAGCUACGACGGGCGCGUCAAGCUACUACUAGAGCGCGAGGAAAAGCUGCAGGCCGAGAAGCUGCAGAACCAGCUGCUCGAGCAAGCCAUCGCGCUCAAGAAGGAGUUCGUCCAGGGCGUGCAGGACCAGGUAGAGAAGGAACGCGAAGGCCGCCUGGGCAAGCUGCAGCAGCUGUCCACGGCUGUGUCAGACCUCGAGAAGCUGAGCACGGGCUGGGACAAGGUCGUCGACUCGACCCUACGCACCCAGCAGCUCCAGGUGGCCGUCGACUGCGUGCGCGCCAAGCUGGCCGAGGCCGAGUCCUCGACCGGCGCCCAGCAGCCCACCCCCUUCAUCAAGGAGCUCGUCGCGCUCAAGGAGAUUGCCGGCGACAACGCCACCGUCAACGCCGCCAUCGGCUCCGUAAACCCGGCUGCCUACCAGCGCGGCAUCCCCUCGUCCGCCCAGCUCAUCGACCGCUUCCGCCGCGUCGCUCAGGAGGUCCGCAAGGCCUCCCUGCUGCCCAACGACGCCGGCGUCGCCUCCCACGCCUCCUCCUGGGUGCUCAGCCAGGUCAUGUUCAAGAAGGAGGGUCUCGCUGAGGGCGACGAUGUUGAGAGCAUCCUCACCCGCGCCCACACCUUCCUCGAGGAGGGUGACCUCGACAACGCCGCCCGCGAGGUCAACAGUCUCGACGGCUGGGCCAAGACGCUCAGCAAAGACUGGCUCGCUGAGGUCCGCAAGGUCCUUGAGGUCAGGCAGGCACUUGAUGUCAUCUCUACCGAGGCCCGUCUUCAGAACCUGAGGGUGGAGUAA
Geosmithia morbida is the source of this 1962-nucleotide messenger RNA. RefSeq names its product mitofilin. Gene Ontology annotation, biological process: cristae formation. The coding region runs from base 1 to 1962 and encodes 653 amino acids. Gene Ontology annotation, cellular component: MICOS complex. The transcript is spliced from 3 exons. NCBI's taxonomy places the organism in Eukaryota, Fungi, Ascomycota, Sordariomycetes, Hypocreales, Bionectriaceae. The record is from RefSeq and is a predicted model, not a curated record.